CAACGGCAACCGCGGCACCGUCAAUGACUGAAACAGCGCCUGAUGUUGAUGGAUGCGCCAACGAAAUUGGUGCUACUGAUGAAAUUUGCGUGGUUGAAAUGCUGCAGCCGAACGACACUGUCAGAAACAAUAAACCACACAGCAGUCCCUACUGCACCAACAGCAGACGAGCUACAAGGGAUGCCUGUCGACGGCGUGGCAGCGUGGGUGGUAAAUGCAUUUGGCCUGCCACUGACUGGCUGCGCAAGUUGCGCAACAAUCAGUCACAAGAACAGCAGCUGCAGCAGCUACCAGAGCAGCAGCAAGAGCUGGAGUCACGCACCAGACGCAACAGCGUGCUUCUCAUGGUGCUGCUCAGCGGCAACGAUAUGGAGGCCAAGGCGGUAGUUGUCAGUGAACAGCAGGCCCUAAAGACUACGCCCCAGCGUUUAUCUCGAUCGCCUGUCGAUGACAUGGACGAAGCCAUCGAUGCAUUGUGGCUAUAAAUCCACCACAACAGCAACAGCAACAACAAC
Messenger RNA from Drosophila hydei, 515 nucleotides. RefSeq lists its product as uncharacterized. The transcript has a single exon. The coding region runs from base 24 to 485 and encodes 153 amino acids. NCBI's taxonomy places the organism in Eukaryota, Metazoa, Arthropoda, Insecta, Diptera, Drosophilidae. The record is from RefSeq and is a predicted model, not a curated record.